Messenger RNA from Gymnodraco acuticeps, 6257 nucleotides. It is a transcript of the gene nkain2, whose product is annotated as sodium/potassium transporting ATPase interacting 2. Lineage: Eukaryota; Metazoa; Chordata; Actinopteri; Perciformes; Bathydraconidae. The transcript is spliced from 7 exons. The record is from RefSeq and is a predicted model, not a curated record. The coding region runs from base 1367 to 1993 and encodes 208 amino acids. Gene Ontology annotation, biological process: regulation of sodium ion transport.
UGAGACGCUCUUGGCGGCUGUCUCUCUCGGUCCGUUGGUCCAUCCCGGUUCCCAUUGUCUCCCGUUUUCACUCCUUGAAGGCAACACCGAGACUACACACUAAACUCAGCCGUUUUCCCUCUCACACCACCCCGGGUACGUUACGUUUGGACACUUACCUCGACCUGUAUCCUCACCCUGUCCAUGCGAAAUGUGGACACGCUUUUCUGUCUUUUUAACGCUGUAGAGAUGUAUUCGCUGUUACGGAGGAGGCAGUGAUUUACCCGACCAGCAGCUGACCAAACCGGGGGUUGUUGUGGAGCUGCAGGGGAGAUGCUCCGGAGGACUUGUUAGCCAACAGAGACGCCGAAAAAAAGCUUCCACUGUCUGGAGACAUAUCACAACAUAAUAGCAACCCCGUUUUGAGUGGAUAAAACACAGAAUUCAGACACAAAAAAUACAAAAUCUUGGAUUACAACCGCGGUUUUGGAGAUAAAAAGAACCACGUGUUUUUGAACGGUGUUAAUGCGAGGAUGUUGCCGCGACAAGCCCGGUACUUCCCCUGAGAGGAGCUGCUCCAUGAGAGGAGGCAGGGACCACUUUCACUUUUUUUCUCCACCCUGAAACAAAUUAGCCUGUUUCAAUGAUCCAACACCGAGUGGCGCCUAAUCGGAUUAUCAAACAAAAGAGCAUUUAAUUUGGGCAAUACAUCCAUUUAAUCUUACCAUCUCCCCCUGAUUUGUCACUGUUUGUGCAAGUGGCUAUUUACUGUACGGUGCCAUGCUAAUCCUGUGACAGGGAUGCGACUACUCGACGUGAUUGUACACUUUCUAGUCCAGUAGAGGAGAGUCACAGUUACCCCUUUUUCAUUGAUCAAGAUAGUUUUGAUUGUGUCAAGAUCACACAUGAUCAGAAAUCUGACUUGAUUCCAAACCAGUCAGUCAAAAAUACAUCACACAAUCUGACUAUCAAACUGCCUACAGUUGCAGAGGGUUGGAUAGGCUCUUCCUAUAUAAUUGGCUCCAUGGACACAUCAAGAACAAUUUGUGGACUUGAUUCAUCCCCAAGGCCCACCUUUCCAUCAUUUUGAUCCCUGACCCAAUGUGUGUUGGAAAUCCAAAGAACCACGUUUCAAUCUGUUUAAGUGUCAGUAACCCAGCCAUUUGGAUGAAGUAGUAGCCUUUUAUUCCCCUGAGCUCCAGUGAGUACAGGGGCUGCACUCUGUUCGCUGAGGCCGAGCUGCCAGAGCCUCUACCUGGGCGGCCAGCCAGCCAGACAGGCCCUCCGAGGGCUUUUUGGAUUUUGAAGGUCCAGCUGGAGGAUUUGGGAGUUUUACCCAGAGUUUCUGCUCCACCUGGAUCACCGGGGAGAGAGGAAGGAGGACACCAUGGGGUGCUGUAGUGGCAGGUGCACCUUGGCCUUCAUCUGUGGCAUGCAGCUGGUGAGUGUGUUGGAGCGUCAGGUGAUCGACUUCCUGGGCUACCAGUGGGCUCCCAUCCUGACCAACUUCCUCCACAUCAUCAUCGUCAUCCUGGGUCUGUUUGGCACAAUCCAGUUCAGGCCGAGAUAUGUCACCGGGUAUGCCGCCUGGCUGGUGGUGUGGAUGACCUGGAAUGUUUUCAUCAUCUGUUUCUACCUGGAGGUUGGAGAUCUGUCCAGAGACUCUGACCUUGUCCUGACGUUCAACCUGUCCAUGCAUCGCUCCUGGUGGAUGGAGAACGGCCCGGGGUGCAGGGUGACACCCAUCACCCCUCCUCCCUCCUGGGCACCCGAAGACCACCGAUAUAUAUCUAUAUCCGGCUGUCUGAUGGGUUUCCAGUUCAUAGAGGUGGCUCACUCCUCGCUGCAGAUACUCCUGGCUUUGAUGGGGUUUAUCUACGCCUGCUAUGUGGUCAAGCUCAUUUCGGAGGAAGAGGAUAGCUUUGAUUUUAUAGGAGGGUUCGACUCGUACGGCUACCAGGGCCCUCAGAAGACCUCCCACCUUCAGCUACAGCCCAUGUACAUGUCAAAGUAAACCUAGGAGCGUUGCCUUACCAACCACCGCUGCUCAACUUUUACCACAGGAUACAGAGGACACUAAGAUAUUCUGCUUCACCUCCAACCCCCCCUUCCAGUACUUGGUCACAUUGCUUCCCUGGUCUGUCUUUCUGCUGUUUUUUAAUGGAGUUAGUUCUGUUUCGUGAUGAAACACUGGCCUCGUGUGGUUGAACACUGUAACUGUGUGAAACACCAGUACAAGCAGCUCCGGUGCAUUUUCUUCUUGAAGGAAACAUCAGGAACCAAUGCCUUGCUUCCCUUUGUGAUUUUGAGUAUCUGCAUUGUGAAAGAAACCAAAAGGAUGUAAAGACCAGGAAUCCAAGAUGUUCACACUUUUUCUUCAAGCUGCUGCAGACAAUGCAGAUAUGCCACAUCCUCACGUAAACAGAAGAGCCUGUUAAACCAUCUCUGGAAGGUUUUGCUCUUUGUGCCUGACACAUCAGACACUGGACUUCCAACCAUACUGACCCUGCAUCUACUAACAAGACGACCGAUAUAGGAAUGUCAGAAAUAUUUUCUACAGUUUCUGAUUGGUGCAAGUUUUGAGCUUGUUACAACUCCAGACUCAAGCUCGAGCACACACCACACGUUUUCAUCUGUCUGCGACAGUUAGAUUUACAUACUUUCAUUCAAUAUGUGCAUGUGUAUAAAAAACACACAGGCAUUAACUGAUGCAUAUGUGAAUUCACACAUGUAUGCACACACACACACACACACACACACACACACACACACACACACACACACACACACACACACACACACACACAAACUAAACAGAUGUGUUAACGUUUUUACUGCUAAUAUGAAUCUUAAAAAUGUUUACAAUAGUAAUUCGGUCUGCCGGACAGAGAGACUGACAUACAGGAGACUUUUAAGGUCUAGCAUCUCAAAGGCCACGGGGUGUUUUCUGCCACAUUAAACAGACAGAACAGAUGUUCCACAUGUGUCUUCCGGUCUCUUGCUGUCUAAAUACUUUGUCUUCCAUCCAAGACAGACCGGUAGAGGUAUAUAAAGACAGAACAUGACAAAGAAAACAACCAGAGGAGAGGGAUUGAGGUCAGGCAACAGUUUCCUUUCCACUUCAGUCCUUUUGUAGCUUCCCUUGUCACUCGCCCGUCGUUAAAGCAGGCAAGUUUUUCCCUGCAGUAUUUCUGAAUAAUAUUUUUUUAAAAGCUGUCGGUCAGAUCAAGUGUCCAAUCUGCCAAAUCUGAAGCAUCCAGCUCAUCUGAAUAACAGAAAUAGUUCACACUCUUCCACAGGCAUACAUCAUGAGAAAAACAAACACAACAGAAAUGACAAUCACAGUUAAAGUGACCUGAAUUUGAUCAUUGAUUGGCAUUUUUUUGUACCAUAACAAAUGUGACAUGAAGCUGAAAAAUGGCCAUCAUUGCAUCUAAGUUAGUAAGUUAAUGUUUUGAUUUAUUUGUUGCAUAUUCGAACCACUAGAGGAUGAGAUUGGUGAAAAAAAAGGAGAAACUAAAUGACUGAGGCUGAAUCUGCGCUGACACUGCAAACGUUCGCCCUCGCCUGCAGACUAACAAGGACAAAGACGGUACCAGAGAGAUUCCAGAGUCACAGCAGCUCCCUCUCUUCACCUCACCACUCAAAUGUUAAUGUUGAAAGUGCCAACCACAUCACCACAUGGACAUCCGUGGAGCCUAGUUUCUGAAAUCUACAGACUGGGAACAAAAAUAAUGGGUCUACGGUUCAGUUUUCUUGGGUUUCCAUGUAAGAAAAAUAGAUAGAAUACAGCAAGGAUAUAAAAAAGCAAAAGAAAACACAUUUGCAUUCAUUGCUGCCAGCAGAUUUUUUAUUUUAUUCUGCUCAGAAAAUUCAACUGAUUCCUUCUGGAAACGUAACUUAUCAUGUUGUAUUUGUGUUGCAAUCACUGGACCAAAAGUUUGAGGCCUUCUCCGUCAACCAAGGAACAUUUCUGUGUGGUAACACAGGCAUGACGAUGGACUAUUCCCCUCUACAAGCUACAAAGUCCACCCCCCUCUGCCAGAUAUCUUCAGCCGUUCUUGUUUUGUAACAAAACUCUGUGGGUACGUUCAGAGUCGCUGCCCCAUGAGGCUCCACCGAGAGUCACUCCGGAGGACAGAAACAACGUUUUGUGUGUUUGCAUGAGGUGUUUCCAAACUGUUGCGUAUUUAAUCUCAUGCUGCGUGUGACUAACUAGCUACUUAAGAUGGGAACUGUUUGGUUUGUUGAAUGCUCCUCAACUCUCUUCAAAGAGUCCUAAAUGUGAACUUUGUGAUUUUUCUAUAAAUAACAGUCUGAAAUGUCUGCUGAGUAAAGGAGAUAAAAUAGCUACAACGUAAAACGACGAAAUGUAACUUUGAACUUCUAGACGUUUUUUAAUCACAUGUGGCCGUGUUUACUGUUUUUUCUAGUUGACUACUAAUGUAUGAUGUUGUGUACAAGUGGGAUUACUGUGUUUUAUUUCUUCUAAUUGUACAGUGUAUUUUGAAAUGAGAGAGUAAGAGGAGAAUGGAAGGAAAGGGAAUUCCUGUAGUUGCACUAUAGUCUGUAAUUCUUUUAUUCACAUUUCUGUCAGGGCAGGAAAUUCACUUUCACUUCACCGGAUAAUUAGCGUUACAAUUUUAAUUUAGAUUUGAAUUGUCAACCAACACCAAUGAUUUCUAUUUCAUAAAUGAGAACUGCAGAUGAAGUGUCUUGUUGAAAAAUUCAAAUCAGGAACUAAAGCUGUGAAUAUUAUUAGAAGCAUAAUUGAAAAAGAUAGUCGUUGGUGUAAUUAGCUAAUUUGAACUGAAUGUGAAUUUAUUUGUUAAUUUGUGUUUAAUGGAGACGAUUAAUUCAAUUUCACCUGGUAUUGUGGAACCAAUAUUAACGCCAAUCUGGCAGGAAAUAGAGAAGAUUUCGGAUAUAUAAUGUAACCCAAAUGUAUGUGUAUGUAUGUGUGUGUGCUUGGGUGUGCGUUUGAGACCUUGUACUGCAGUUCAUUGUACUUUUAUGUCAUGGUGAACUGAACAACGCUUAACCCAGAACCUGCAAAGCUGCAACCUCGUCACAAACAAAAAAGGAAAUAGAACUCAUCAAGUGUCGUAAAAACAGCAAUAACAACCGUAAUAAUAUAUUUUAAAGUAAUAAUGAAGACAGAAUCUCAACAGUUUGUUAUUUAUCUUCACGAUUACAUUUAGACUUUGAAACAGUCAAUAGAGCUUUUUCUCUGCAGAUCUAAGAUUGCACAUCUGUAUAUAAAGUGUUAAACAUUUGCAGAAGAAGCUCGAGGCAAGCCGUUAUUUUGUUAAAUGUUGUUGUUGCAAAGUUCUAAAUCUGUACUAAUAGUUCAAAAUCUCUCCUUAAGUAUAACUACUCUAUUUUAAGCCUACAAAUUCUGGCAAUUAUUCAUUAUUACUGAAAUAAAUAAUAAUUGUAUGUAUAAUAACAAAUUAUUUGAUAAAUAUUUGCGUAUUUAAUAAAUGCAAAGCCCAUCAAACUUUCAAAUGAUAAAUAUUUUAAUAAAAUCUUAAAUAUUUAUGACUUAAUUCGCAACAAUCAAAAGUUAAGGUUGAUAACACAUAUUUAGGUUUUAUUUAUUAAGAGAAAACCAUUUAUAAUCUUAGAUAAUGUUUUUCCUCAGGCAGAUUUAAUUGUCAGUGUCCAACUAUCAUCAUGUUUGGAUUCAAAUGUAGCUUAAUUCACAAUAUAAUUAAGAAAAUAGGUGUUCUGGGUCUUAAAAUAUUACGUUUGGUGCUUGCAUACUUUGUUUGAUAAGAAAAUGCAGCUGUUAAAGGGACACAAAAUUAUAAUUGGAAUGUCAUGCAAAAGAAAACUGCAUAGGACCCAUUACAGAACCUUGAGGUACUUCCCAGCUUAAUUUAGCUUCUAAAUACAGUUAUUAGACAACUUCUCAUCUUAAAGAGUAAACAUUUGUCCUACAAAUUGUUUAAUACUCUGAAAAUGUAUUGCCCUAUAUUUUAUUUUUUAACGCACCAGAAACAAGCAUGUUAUAGGAGUAUUUAGAAAGUGCAAUAACACAUAUUCAUAAUACCUUCGACAACUAUUCACAAUGUCAGUGUGUCAUCAAUGCAGGAACAUGCCAGUAAAGUGGCAUUAUCCAAACUAUGUGCUCUGGGUUGACUUGGUAAUGUUCACCAUUGACUAGAACAUCUAUGUGGGUGUCUUCUCUUUUUAUGAUGGUUUUCCCACAGGUGACUGACUGUACAUAAACUAGACAGUUGGGAAUAAAGUAGACAGUGGAGAAGGAAAGUUUA